This is a messenger RNA of Marasmius oreades (fairy-ring Marasmius), 684 nucleotides long. RefSeq lists its product as uncharacterized. The record is from RefSeq and is a predicted model, not a curated record. The coding region runs from base 41 to 586 and encodes 181 amino acids. The transcript has 3 exons. NCBI's taxonomy places the organism in Eukaryota, Fungi, Basidiomycota, Agaricomycetes, Agaricales, Marasmiaceae.
CGAGUCUCUCUCCUACUUCAUAUUCAGUCCUGCCCUCGGCAUGUUCAAACUCGCCUCCUUGGUUUCCUUUGUUGCUGUCGCUACUAUUGCCGUCGCCGCUCCUUCAGCGCGGGAUGCUCAAUGCCACCCCAACUUUGGUGGUCGCACAGUCUCUAUUGUCACGAAAGAAGGUGGCAUGGAGUGGGGACAUGGAACUUUGCAGGUAGAACGUGCUUUGACCUACCAGACAAUCAGGAACGGAAAUGGAGAGUUCCACGUCGAGUUCACUGGGAAUCCCGAUAAUAGUUACUAUAUCAAAGCGGUUGGCGUUCCAGAAAACAACAUGUAUGUGAGUCAAGGUCCUCGUAGUAACAUCCUCGCGUGGGCGGAAGGAGUCGGCCCUCAGUGGAGUAUCACCUGUGGAUUUUGCUCACCCGAAGAGGCAUGGAGCUUCCCUGGUGGUAAAUUCGCAACAGACUGCACCAUCACCCGAACCGGAUCUGGAUUAUGCGUACGCGAGUCCACUGAAGGCUUAGGCAGCUUCAUCAGGCAGUAUAGUUGCGAGGGAGGAGAUAACGAAAAGUUCGACUUCCUUAUGCAAUUGUAAAACCUCAGUUUGGCGGUUUACUUCAUUUUUAUCCGUUCAUAUUUCCGACGGACAUCAGUGAUAUUUACAGACUGGACAUAAUUUCUGCAAUAAUGACA